Molecule: messenger RNA, 1953 nt
Organism: Cordyceps militaris CM01
Lineage: Eukaryota; Fungi; Ascomycota; Sordariomycetes; Hypocreales; Cordycipitaceae
Product: GLEYA adhesin domain
Exons: 2
Coding region: 1-1953 (650 amino acids)
Source: RefSeq, a predicted model, not a curated record
AUGUCCGCAGCACAUCAACCCUCAUCCAUGAUUGUCUGCUUCACAAUGCAGCUCCUCGCUCUUUUCCUGGCCUCGGCCUCGCUCGCGGCCGCGCACCAGCAGCCCACUGUCGUCACCGUCACCAAGUACCUUCCUUUUGAGCAGCAUCCUUGCUAUGCCUACUUUAUGCUCGGCGGCCAGGGCCAGCUUCCUGAGGAAGCGUGCCAGCCGGGGUCGUGCUGUGUCCGUGUCCAGGAUGGCAGCACCAACACGGGCCACGAUGGCGCAACUGUCGGCCCCGAUCGUCUUCCCAUCACCAUGGCCACGCACUCUCCCAGUGGUAGCAGCUCCCAAAGCCUAUCUGGCAGCUCCGUCGUAACGCAGAGCUCUCUGACCAGUGGCAGCUCCAAGCUGGUCACCAGUGGCUCUGUCGUUGCUGUACUCUCGUCCGACGCCGGCUCCAUCACCAAGACUCCUGUCGAGGCUGUGGCCGACGACUGCACCGUCACAGAGGAUCAUGUUGCCACUUCCGUCGUGACAGUGCCCCAGAUGUCUCGCGAGACCGCCGUCGUCACGACCACCGUCCCCAAGGUUGUGACUUACACCACGACAUCGAGCGGCAUGCCCAUUGUUGAGACAAGCACAUCCAUCGUCGUCAUUACCGAGACAGUCACAUCCAACGUUGCUAUUUCCACCACCAAGACUCUGACAGUUCCUGUGGUUGUCACCGUCACUGAAGUCAUCACGGCAAACAAGUCUACAUUCACAUCUCUGGUUACCACCACGUGCAACGAGGUCGUCACUAGCAUUGUCCCCGUUUUCACCACCAUCACCGUUUCGGCGGCUUUAGCAACGCCCGUCGAGGUCACCCCGACCAAGGUCAUUACGAUGGAGAAUUCUACUGUUACAUCUACUGCGACCAUCACGUCCAACGAGACAGUCAUCAGCCCCCAGCCCAUCCUCGCCAAUUCCACAACCACUUCAUCGAAGCAGACAGUCACUAGCAUUCAAUCUAUCGUCACCAACACAACCACCACGGAGAUGACAACGAAAGUCACUAGCAUCUCUACCGCAGUCACAACAAGCAACUCCAUCACGACUUCUCCCACCAGCACAAAGGUUAUCAUCACUCCCAGCGGCGUCGUCACCACCAACAGCUCAACCGUUGCAUCUCUCACCAGCAGCACAAAGACUACCAUGACUCCCAGCGUCGUCGUCCCCCACAGUUCCACGAUUGCCUCUCCUGCCUCCACCAAAAAGGCUACCAUCACUCCCAGCGUCGUCACCACCACAAAGACUACCACCACCCCCACCAUUGUCAAGCCCAUCACGAGCCUCAUCCCCAAGCCUCCCACCACGACCAAAUCCCGCGUGAUCCCCUCCAGCUGCCCGACGCCCACCUGUUCCAAAGGCAUCCAGUACGCCCUGUACACCAACCCGUUCCGCCGCGACAUGUCGCCGACCUACAAGACCUUUUCGCCAGCCUACUUCAAAAAGACGCAGCCCGUGUACAGCACGACGCUGCAGACGGCCAUUUACAUCACCGACGACCGCAAGCCGGGCAAGGACUUUGACCCGCUCUUCCGAAACGCGGCGGCCAGCUACCGCGGCUUCCUCUUUGCGUGCCAGGCGGGCCGCUACCGCUUCAACUCGCCGUACUCGGACGACAUCACCAUCAUGUGGUUCGGCGACAAGGCGUACGGCAACUACACGCGCGACAACGCCGACAUUAUCCAGUUCUUCUACGGCGACAACCGCCCCCGCAACAUCUACCGCGACCUCGAGGCCGGCACCUACUACCCCAUCCGCGUCCUCUGGGGCAACACCGGCGGCGCCUCCGACUUGUCGCUGCGCAUCUACGGGCCCGCCGGCGAGGACGUCAGCGGCGCCGACCAGUCGGGUGAGCACUUCCUCACGACGGAGGCGUGCGAUGGCUCCUAUGCUCCUUUUGCGCCGUGGGGCAAGGAGCCGUGA